Molecule: messenger RNA, 2669 nt
Organism: Mesocricetus auratus (golden hamster)
Lineage: Eukaryota; Metazoa; Chordata; Mammalia; Rodentia; Cricetidae
Product: testis-expressed protein 13D-like
Exons: 2
Coding region: 216-1877 (553 amino acids)
Source: RefSeq, a predicted model, not a curated record
UCGUGUUGUCCUCGUCUGCAUCUUUGUCCUUGCCAGUGUCGUCAUAGUCAUCCUGAGGCUGAGGUGGUGAGACGAACGGCUUUGGGUUUUGUGAGACUGGUCUCGGACCGAGUCAGUGGCAAGAGGGUAACAGAUUGGCGGCACAGCCUGUAUCUGUGACUUUUGUUCAGUGACAGAAGUGUGUCAGGCACCAGAGUGACUAGGCCGCAUUGACCAUGGCGGUGGAUUUGGGGGACUUCUCCUGUGGCUUUCGCCAUAGUGAGGUGAUUCGAUUCAUAAACAACGAAAUCCUCAUAAAUGGAGGUGGGCCUGAAUUCUAUUUGGCUUUCUGCUUGCGGCCCUGGAAUGAAAUCGAAGACCAGCUUCGCGCCAUUCUAAUUGACCCCGAGGUGCCUCGCUCUCUCAAACGUGCCUGUACCUGGAGUGCCUUGGCCCUGAGUGUGCGACUAGGUGCGAGGCAGCGUGAGCAGCAGGCUUAUAUAGUAGGAUUGCUGCAAGAUGAAAUGGGGCAGCGCCCCUUGGCUCCCAGGGCCUCAGUCUCAGAGGUGUGGCAGCUGCAUCAACAGCGAGAGGAGGCAGUCACUCAACUGCGUUCCACUCAAGCUGCCCUACAGCAGGCCAUGAGGGAAUGUGAUAUGUUGCGGCGGAGGCUGUAUCCUGCUGAAAGAUCUUCUUCCCAGACGGCUCCGCUGGCUCAGAACGAAGCACCUGGAGCUCAAGCCCAACAGCUUGGUCUUUCAGUAGUGCCUCUGAAUUCUGAUCAUUCGAGAUUUGUGGGUGCAAUGGGUGGGUACGACAGGCAGUAUUUGGAGGCACAGAUGUCAGCUGCGACAAAUGUUUUUUAUAUGCCUGAAAGCACAAGUCCCUGGCCCCUGGCCAUGCAACCGUCUGUGCCAGUCCCAUACCAGAUCCCACCACAUCCACCAUUCCUAUUGGAAUCUCCAUUCUUAAUGCCCUUUCCACCGUCACUCGUCACGGACACAGAGGGAGGUGUUGUAGUUCCGGUUCGGAUGCCUCCUGUGUGUCCAUCUGGUUCACUAGCUGCACCAAACUCCCAGGAUCCAGCUGGUCAGUGGGACCAGCGAUUAUGCAUGGCUGCUGAAGGUCCUCCGGUUAGCCAGCCUUCUGUCGCUCCAGGGAAUGUUAAAGAUGCCAGGCGGGAGGGAGACCUACAGCAGCCCCAGGACACAGUUGCCUUGGGAGGCAUCAGAGGCUACAUUCAGGAGCAGGAUUCACAAAGAACCCAGGAGAGGACUACCCUGGCGAAUGUUGGAAACGAUAGUGAAGUAGGAAAAGAGAAGGAAGAAGCGGAAGACAGCAAAGAAGACUCAACAUCAGCAGUGCCAGCAGAAGGCAAAGCAGCAGCAGGAGCAGAGGCAGCCGCUGAAGGAGCUGCAGAAGCAGCAGGGGAUGGUGGUGGUGAGGCAGAACCAGAGGAGAAAGAAGAGAAGGCAGCCGCAGUGGCUGCAACAGCGUGUGGCGACACCGCAGAGUGUCUGUGGAGUCUCCAGGAGCUGCAUCUAACUGAGGAAGAGGGCCUCGAUAGCCAAAGUGAAAAGAGUCUCAAGGCAUCAGCUCCGAAUCCCUUGGGCUCUAGUGGAAGUCAAAUCAAAGGCAUGGUGGCGGCCCAGCCACCCCUUGUGUGGGAGAGCUGGAGCCAAGUUGUGAGAGAAAGCCCAAAGAAACAGCAGCCUCUGCUGCCAAAGAAGCCCAAGCCAAAGGUGGAACACCCUUCCAAAUCCCAGUCUGGGGUGAAUUGGUUCUGCCCAAAGUGUAAAGCUAUGAAUUUUUCAUGGCGCACAGCCUGCUAUAAGUGCAAGAGAGUUAAUAUGCCAAUUGAAGGUGGAGGAAAAACCACUGGUUCUAGAAGGUGGUGAGUUCCUGAUGGCUGUCCCUGAUGAGAUAAUGAGUUGGAACCCUGAAGAAGUAAAGGAGAUAAAGUUAUGAAACUGUCCUUUUUUUCUUCUCUGCUUCUCUGUUUCGCAAUUUCCUUUUCCUAAAAAUACAACAUAUUUACUAGGGAACACUCAAAAUUGUAAUCUGCAUGGAAUUUUAGAAAUAGAACUUUUUCUUGAAAAUACUGUUUUUCCUUUGUUUGCUUUUUUAAGUUUAUAGGUUAAAGUGGUGUUUACAUAGCUCAGAUCCACACAUUCGCUGAACUUGCUCCAUUAUAAAACCACCCAGGAGCCGAAGGAAACAUCUUAAUUCUCAUGGUCCCUAUAGUUUGGUGAGACCCCCACCACUAACUAAUGCAAAGCAAAGUUAAAUAGUGAACGUAGAAAAGAUUACUGACACACUAUGGGGAACACCGAAGAACAAACUAUUGUUUUUAGAAUUUAAUUUCUUCACUAGGAUGAUGGUCUAGCUUAAAAGAAAUCUGGAGGUUGUAAAGUUAAGUUGUAUAUGAUAACAAAUUUGAUAUAUUUAAUGUAAUUCAUGAAAACGUUAUUUAGAGUCUUUCACAAAUGAAUUUGAGGAAAUAAGCCGUUCUCUCCUCCCAAGCGAAGUAAACUAAGCCAGGAAGAAGCUAGGUGGGAGUUUAGCUUCAUCUCUAGUCUGAACUGCAGCUGUUAUUUAGUUCCCUGAAUUAUUCUAAGUUAACCGCAUUCUAAUUUUUAUAUUUUUUUCUUCUGUUGCUACUAGUAAAUAAUAAAGAGUGUGAACUGUAA